This is a messenger RNA of Diplodia corticola, 1917 nucleotides long. RefSeq names its product adenosine amp deaminase. The record is from RefSeq and is a predicted model, not a curated record. The coding region runs from base 1 to 1917 and encodes 638 amino acids. NCBI's taxonomy places the organism in Eukaryota, Fungi, Ascomycota, Dothideomycetes, Botryosphaeriales, Botryosphaeriaceae. The transcript has 5 exons. Gene Ontology annotation, biological process: inosine biosynthetic process; adenosine catabolic process. Gene Ontology annotation, molecular function: adenosine deaminase activity.
AUGCCAGUGGCUAGAAAGUCCCAAGAUUCUCCUCGCAAGAGAACAAAACACCAGGAGCUGCCUGCCACUCCUCCGGCCGAGGCCGAUGAGCAGCCCGUCGAGCAGAUGACCGAAGAGGAAAAGCUCCUCCAGGUCGGGGAUCAGCUGAAGCAGAACCUCAACAACUCUCAGCAACAAGAGGGUUAUGACCAGGAUCGGAGAGACCUGCUGCAGCAGGAACAGACAGAGUCUUGGGAUAGGAAAUCUAAACUUUCCGCUUCCGAAGUUGAGAAUCGUGCUGCCCACAUUGUGUGGAAGAUACGAGAACACGAGCGCGACAAUCUCUUCGGUAACCUGGCCACCGAAGCGGUCCCGGAUGCAUCUACCAGGGACAUGGGCGGCCAGUUCCUUACCAACAAGGAGAGGAUCGACCGUGAAAGCAAGCUGUUCGAAAUAGUCAAGCAUAUGCCUAAGGGUGCACAUCUGCAUGCCCACUUUAACGCCGAGCUUCCCGUUGACGAGCUUCUGGAGCGUGCGAAAGGGAUGGAUACAAUGUUUGUCAGAAGCAUAGUACCCUUACUGGCGCCCGAGGAUUUCAACAAGACCGAAAUCGUCUUCACCGUCCUACCCGCAAACCACCCAGAGGCAGAUUUGUUCUCCGAGGACUACAAGCCAGACUUCAAGAACACGACCAACAAUCCUUGGAUGAAAUGGACCAAUUUUCAGAGAAUAUUCAGCGAUCGAAACGGCGGUACAGAUGCCACAGCAUGGGUCAGGACGAAGAUGAUCCUAUCAGAGGAAGAGGUAUACGGCACGUCACAGACGGUGAAUGGUAUUUGGGCGCGUUUCAACCAGGCCACAAGGUGUUUCAAGGGUCUCCUGAACUACGAAAGCACUUAUCGUUGGUACGUGAAGAGGGCCAUGGAGAAUAUGGUCGAGAACGGUAUUAUGUACGCUGAACUGCGGCCCAUGCUCAUGGACAAGACCAUCCCAUCCGAUGAUGGCCUGAGGCAGAUUGAUCUUGAAGGACAAAUGACCAUCAUUCGAGAGGUCAUUGCCAAAUUUCGAGAAGAGCUCGACUCCUCUACGGCUUUCGAGGGUAUUAAGAUCAUCUAUUGUACACCGCGGUCCAUCCCGAAAGCGAAGAUGCAAUCAGAAUUGGAAGACUGUAUAAGGCUUCGAAUCAAGUUCCCCGACCUCAUCUGCGGUUUCGAUCUUGUCGGUGCCGAAGACCGACCAAAUCCGAUCGGCUUCUACCGUGACGAACUCCUGUCCUUCGUCAAGACAUGCGACAAGCUCGGUAUUGAGAUCCCAUUCAUGUUCCACGCAGGAGAAACUCUUUUGGACACUGGCGGCACCAAAGACCCUGAAAACUCGAAUCUUUACGAGUCCGUACUGUUGAAAGCCAAGCGUGUGGGACAUGGGUUUGCUCUACCUAAGCAUCCCAGGCUCAUUGAGAAGUUCAAGCAACAAAACAUCUGCGUCGAAAUUUGUCCAGUCUCGAAUGAACUUCUCCAUUUGUGUCGCAACGUCAAAGAACACCCAUAUCCAGAGAUUUUGGCUGCCGGAAUUCCCUGCACAAUUAAUGCAGACAACCCAGCCUUGUUCGGAGCCGAUAUGAACCAUGAGUUCUACCAAGUCAUGGUUGGCACGCCCGUCAUGAGCGUGCACGGCUGGCGCCAGCUCAUCGAAUGGAGUAUCGAGUACAGCUGCCUCGAAGACGAGAAAAAGCUACAUGGCUUCAAGUUCUUCAGGGAACAGCCAGUCGCUCUAGACUUCCCCCAAACCUCGGUCUUCACCGUCUCCACCAAGUCCGAGGAGGUCGUCAAGCUUAGCGGUGAGGAGCGCGACGUCGAGGGCCAGCCCAAUCAUCGCCACAAGGUGCUCGGGAACGGUGCGUACUUUGCUAGCAAAGGCAUCUUGAACACAGACGGCUAG